AUGGCACCCAUCGCGAUCGAUCCAGUCGAGAUUCCGGCGGAGAUCCGCUUUCCCACCAAGACUGUGGCCCCACCAGCAACUGUGAAGCUGCCUCUCAUCAACAAUGGCUCUUUGAACAACCUGGAGCAAUUCGAUGUCACUCCAGUGAUUGGUACCGAGUUCCCAGAGGCGAACUUGGUCGACAUGCUCAAUGCUCCCAACGCUGACGAGCUCUUGACCGAGCUUGCUCUGACCAUCUCCCAGCGUGGCGUGGUCUUCUUCCGCAAGCAGGACAACCUUACCAACGAGCUCCAGAAGCAGCUUAUCACCCGUCUGGGUGAGCUCUCUGGCAAGCCAGAAUCUUCCGGCCUCCACGUCCACCCUGUCUUCUCGGCCGAUGGCAACCACAGUGGUCAGGCAGACAAGGAGAUCAGCACCAUCAGCUCUCGUACGGCGAAAGAUCUGUUCAGUCAGUCUGAUCGCCAGGACGUCUGCGCGAAGAAGCAGAGCAGCUUCCAGUGGCAUACGGAUAUUGCGUUUGAGAAGGUCCCUGCGAGCUACAGCAGCUUGCGACUCACAGAGUUGCCAAAGUCUGGUGGUGAUACCCUCUGGGCAUCCGGCUACGAACUUUACGACCGUCUCUCUCCAGCAAUGCAGCAGUUCUUCGAGGGCAAGACUUGUACCUACGCAGUUCCCGGUUACAACCGUGCCGCCGAAAGAGGAAAUUUUUCUCUCUACUCGAAGCCUCGUGGCUCUCCUUUGAACGUCGGCACUGAGCUCCGUGCCACCCACCCCGUAGUGCGCACCAAUCCCAUCACAGGCUGGAAAUCGCUCUUUGCCUUGGACUGCCAACAAAUCAACGGCCUGACAAAGGGCGAGAGCAAUCUCUUCUGCGACUGGUUGAAGAAACUGAUCGUCGACAACCACGACUUGCAAGUCCGUCUCCGAUGGAAGAACCCCAAUGACAUCGCAAUCUGGGACAACCGAAGCACCUUCCACAACGCCACCUACGACUACUUCGGUCUCGGAGACAGGUUCGGAAACCGUGCCGUCGGACUCGCAGAAGUUCCAUACUACGACCCAAACAGCAAGAGCCGAUGGGAAUCCUUGGAGGGAUCUAACAUUGGCAAGUACCUCCAUAUGGAGUCUAUCACGGAGUAGACGCAAAGGCAAAAAGAGUGUCGGGG
Cercospora beticola is the source of this 1166-nucleotide messenger RNA. Its product is annotated as TauD/TfdA dioxygenase family protein. Gene Ontology annotation, molecular function: 2-oxoglutarate-dependent dioxygenase activity. NCBI's taxonomy places the organism in Eukaryota, Fungi, Ascomycota, Dothideomycetes, Mycosphaerellales, Mycosphaerellaceae. The record is from RefSeq and is a predicted model, not a curated record. Gene Ontology annotation, cellular component: cytoplasm.